CUAAUGAUAACGAAAGAAAUUCCCCUGCGUUUUCAACAUGGCUCCAAAAGUUUCCUUGCUUGCCAACUGGAGUCUCUGUUUCCCCCUCUGAUUUUCCCCAAGUUCCUUCUGGAACCUUCCUUGACAGGGUUUCUGCCUUGCAUUCCUCCAGGGGGCCUGGAGACCGAGGGGGAUUACAGCUAUCAAGGUUUCGAACAGAAAUGUGGCUUCUCCAAGGAGAAAGUGGCCGUGUACAUCAACAGCAGCGUGGCCAUCUCCCCGGACGAGAACGAGAUUGCAGCUUGGCUGGCCAAGAACGGCCCCAUCUCCAUUGCUCUGAACGCCUUUGCUAUGCAGUUCUACCGCAAAGGCGUUUCCCACCCCUUCUUCGUGCUGUGUAAUCCCUGGAUGAUUGACCACGCCGUCCUCUUGGUGGGCUACGGCAAACGUGGCCGGAUUCCCUUCUGGGCGAUCAAGAACAGCUGGGGCGAAGACUGGGGCGAGCAG
Molecule: messenger RNA, 486 nt
Organism: Notechis scutatus (mainland tiger snake)
Lineage: Eukaryota; Metazoa; Chordata; Lepidosauria; Squamata; Elapidae
Source: RefSeq, a predicted model, not a curated record